Metarhizium brunneum ARSEF 3297 is the source of this 948-nucleotide messenger RNA. RefSeq lists its product as uncharacterized. Gene Ontology annotation, molecular function: protein binding. Lineage: Eukaryota; Fungi; Ascomycota; Sordariomycetes; Hypocreales; Clavicipitaceae. The record is from RefSeq and is a predicted model, not a curated record.
AUGAGUGAUUACGCGCCCCCGUCUGGGCCGCCGCCGCCCAAGGCUCCAGAGGUACCCGCCGGUUGGGUGGCACGCUGGAACGACCAGUACAAGGAGUGGUUCUAUGUCAAUGUGUACACCAAGAAAUCGCAAUGGGACAAACCCACCGCGCCCGUCUUCCCCGUCGACGAGAAUGCCCCCGAUGACCCCCCACCGGGGUACGAGCCUGGCAAUGGGCCCGCGCCGACAGACACCAAGAAGAACCCUUACGAAGACCGGUCGGGCCAGAACAAGCACGCCGGCUCGUCCUCAGCCCAGGACGAAGACGCGAAGCUGGCAGCGAAGCUUCAGGCCGAGGAGGAUGCAAAGGCCCGUGGGGGCCCGACACCACCUGCCGGAUAUGCCACCGGCGGCGCGGCCGAUUCAUAUGCCCAGGGCCAAACCGGACAGUCACAAGGCUCGUUUCCCACCGAGCUGCCUCCCAGGGACGAUGCUAGGGGCAAAGAUCGCGGCUUCUUAGGAAAGCUGUUUGGCAAAGGGAAAACCCCACAGAGCGGGCAGGCCAACUACGGCGGUGGAUAUUAUCCCCAGCAGCAGCAGAAUUACUAUCAGAGCCCGCCGCCUCAGCAGUAUGGCGGAUAUGCACAGCAGGGCCCUCCCAUGGGAGGAUAUGGCGGAGGCUACGGCCAGCCCCCGUACGGAGGUUAUCCUCCCCAGGGCGGCUACGGUGGCGGAUACCCGCAAGGUGGUUAUCAGCAGCAGCCGGGAAGGAGACCCGGUGGUGGUAUGGGCGGUAUGGGAAUGGGCCUUGCGGGCGGUGCUUUGGGUUUGGGCGCUGGUGUUUUGGGCGGCGCGUUGAUUGCCGACGCUAUUCACGACCAUGACCAGUCCGAGUAUAAUCAGGGAUACCAGGACGGCAUGGAUAAUGACUACGGCGGCGGCGGUGAUUUCGACGGCGGCGACUUUUAA